AUGGGAAGUAAGACCCUGCCGGCCCCAGUGCCUAUCCAUCCUUCCCUCCAGCUCACCAACUACUCCUUCCUGCAAGCAUUCAACGGGCUGCCCGCCGUGCCCUCUGACCACCUCUCCAACCUCUACGGCUUCAGUGCCCUGCAUGCUGUACACCUGCACCAGUGGACUUUGGGGUACCCAGCCAUGCAUCUGCCCCGCUCCUCCUUCUCCAAGGUACCCAGCGUGUCGAGCCUGGUGGACGCACGAUUCCAGCUCCCGACCUUCCCGCUCUUCCCACAUGUCAUCCAGCCAAAGCAAGAGGCCAGCAAUGUGACCCUCAAAGCCAAACCCCGCUUCGACUUUGCCAACUUAGCAGUGGCUGCCACACAAGAGGACCACUCUAAACUGGGACAGGCAGACAGUCAGAGCUCACCCCCAGGGCUGGGCUCUUUGCUUGAGGUGACUAAACUCUCUCCAGAGAAGAAACCCACACGGGGAAGGUUACCAUCCAAAACCAAGAAGGAGUUCGUGUGUAAAUUCUGUGGCAGGCACUUCACCAAGUCCUACAACCUUUUGAUCCAUGAAAGAACCCACACUGAUGAACGGCCCUACACAUGUGACAUUUGCCACAAGGCCUUCAGAAGACAGGAUCACCUGAGGGAUCACAGAUAUAUCCAUUCUAAAGAAAAGCCUUUUAAGUGUCAAGAAUGCGGGAAAGGAUUUUGCCAGUCCAGAACGCUAGCUGUCCACAAGACACUGCACACGCAAGUAAAGGAACUGAAACCUGCCAAAAUUAAGUGCUGAAUCUCCAACCUCUAUGAACUUUUCCUCCCCUUCAGACUUUACACCAAAACCAGAGCAGAAACAAAACUUGCAGGAUGGGAGCACUGAACUUUGUGUUUUGUUUUUGUUUGUACUUUAAAAAGAGCAAAAUCCACCCCUUCCCCGCCCCCCAAGAAACUAACUUCCUAAGUCGUGGGUGAAAAGAUUAUUUUGCAUUUAAAAUAUACAGGAAUGAUGCAGAGAGUGCUAGCUGUGUUGUGUGGCUUUGAUAAACUUUAUGCCAAAAGGUGGUGCUCACGUGUUGGACAGGAAACUCUAAAACCAAAGAAAAACC
Molecule: messenger RNA, 1096 nt
Organism: Phaethon lepturus (White-tailed tropicbird)
Lineage: Eukaryota; Metazoa; Chordata; Aves; Phaethontiformes; Phaethontidae
Gene: OSR1
Product: odd-skipped related transciption factor 1
Exons: 2
Coding region: 1-783 (260 amino acids)
Biological process (GO): embryo development; urogenital system development; regulation of transcription by RNA polymerase II
Cellular component (GO): nucleus
Molecular function (GO): DNA-binding transcription factor activity, RNA polymerase II-specific; RNA polymerase II transcription regulatory region sequence-specific DNA binding
Source: RefSeq, a predicted model, not a curated record